UGACGUCACCUUCCUGCGCCAGCCAGCUGUACACACGUGCAGUGUUUUCGGGAAGCGGCUGGUUAAAAAGUGAACCUGAAGCCCAUUAUUAUAUAGGACACUACUCGUAGAAUUGAAAAUGGGUAAAAAGCUAAAGGUCGGAAAGACCAGAAAGGAUAAAUUUUACCAUUUGGCGAAAGAGACGGGGUACAGAUCCCGUUCGUCUUUCAAGCUCAUCCAACUGAACAGAAAAUUCCAGUUUCUCCAGAAGGCCCGGGCUGUGUUGGAUCUUUGUGCGGCUCCCGGGGGUUGGUUGCAGGUGGCAUCUAAGUUUAUGCCAGUGUCCAGUCUCAUUAUUGGUGUGGAUCUGGUGCCCAUUAAGCCGAUCCCUAAUGUGGUGGCCCUGCAGGAGGACAUCACUACCGAGAAGUGCCGACAGGCGUUGCGCAAGGAGCUCCAGACGUGGAAGGUGGAUGUGGUCCUUAACGAUGGUGCACCCAACGUGGGAGCCAACUGGCAGCACGACGCCUUCUCUCAGGCCAACCUCACCCUCAUGGCCCUCAAACUGGCGUGUGAGUUUCUGGCCAAAGGUGGGACCUUCGUCACCAAAGUGUUCCGCUCCAAAGACUACCAGCCGCUCAUGUGGAUCUUCCAGCAGUUCUUCAAGAAGGUCCAGGCCACCAAGCCCCAGGCCUCCCGUAACGAGUCCGCCGAGAUCUUCGUCAUCUGCCAGAGCUUUCUGGCUCCAGAUAAAAUUGAUAAUAAGUUCUUCGACCCCAAAUACGCCUUUAAAGAGGUGGAGGUGCAGGUCAAGACCGUUAAGGAGCUUGUCAACACAAAGAAACCAAAGGCUGAAGGGUAUGAUGAUGGAGACCUCACUCUGUACCACACCUUCUCCGUCACUGAGUUCCUGCGGGUUGAGAACCCUGUGGACUUCCUGAGCAAAGCCAGCGAGAUCUCUUUUGACGAUGCUGAGCUCGAGUCUCACUCCGCCACCUCGGAGGAGAUCAAGGAGUGUUGCCGUGACAUCAAAGUCUUGGGGCGGAAGGAACUCCGACUGCUGCUGUCCUGGAGGGCCAAGCUGAGGCGCCAUGUGGCCAAAAAAGUGAAGGAGGACGGCAAACAGACUGGUCAGGAGAUCAGUAUGGGUUCUGAUGAAGAGAGUGACUCCGACGGUCAGGAGGCGGGUGGGGAGCGAGCAGCUCCGUCUGCAGGGCGAGGCGAUGGCGAAGAUGAGGAGGAGGAGGAGGAGAUGGAUAAGAAGCUGGCGCAGCUGAAAGCAGAGGAGAUCGCUGAGCUCAAACGGAAGAAGAAGAGGCUGCUGAAGGACCGGCGUAAGCAGAGAGAGAGGGUGGAGCUGAAGAUGGAUCUGCCCGGGGUGUCCAUCGCCGACGGCAACGACAACUCCAUGUUCUCCCUCAACACCAUCAAUAAGGCCAAGGCGCUGUGUGAGAUCUCCGGUGGGGACAUGAAGGCGGUGGACGCCCUUCUGGAUGUGGAUGAGGAGGAGGGCGAGGACGACGUGUACUUCUCUGAUGAAGAGGAAGACAAGAUCUCGCUGGCAUCCGACCUCGACUCGGACGACAUGGAGGAGGUGGAGCAGAAGGAGAAAGAGAUGGACAAGAAGCCUAAGAAGAAGGUGACCUUCAGUGCCCCUGAGGAGGAUGAGGAGGAGGAGGAGGAAGGCCAGGGCAAUGAGCUGCUGGUCGACCUGGAGGAGAAAGACGAGAAGAAAGAACGCGAGACCAGCAUGUGGUUCAGCAAGGGGAUCUUCUCUGAGCUGGAGCUUGAUGAGGAGACUGAUGCACUGAAGGAGAUUAGGCAAACUCAGAUACUUCAGAGCAAACAGGCCACCACAGGGCGAAAGAGGAAAGCUGAGGAGCAGCCAUCAGAGGAGCAGGAGAAGGAAGAGGAGGGGCCUUCACAGGAAGUGACUGCAGUGACACAGGAAAAGGACGAGGAGAGUGCGAGUGACACUGAUGACGACAGCAGCAGCGAUGAUGAGAAAGACAUCGCCCAGAUGAAGAGGUCAGCAGGGUCGCGCGGUAACCACGGAGACGGCGACGACGACGACUUCCAAGUUGUGCCGGUGGAGAGCACCAGUAAGAAGGCGCGCGUCCUGACCCCAGAGGGACUGGCCCUGGGGACCGAGAUCGCCACCUCCAAGAAGAAAAGCAGAGACCUGAUCGACGGCUCCUUCCACAGGUUCGCGAGCUCCGAGACCACAUGGGGUGUGCCAGCGUGGUUUGUGGACGAUGAGAAGAAGCACAGGAAGAAGCCCAUCCCCGUCUCCAAGGAGAUGGUGGAGGAGUACAAGCAGCGCUGGAGGGAGAUCGACGCCCGACCCAUCAAGAAAGUAGCCGAGGCCAAGUCCCGCAAGAAGAGAAGGAUGCUGAAGAAGAUGGAGCAGGCUAAGAAGAAGGCGGAGGCUGUGGUGAACACUGUGGACAUCUCUGAAAGAGAGAAAAUGGCACAGCUCAGAAGCAUCUAUAAGAAGGCGGGCGUGGGCAAGGAGAAGCGUGACGUCACCUACAUCGUGGCCAAGAAGGGGGCGGGCCGCAAGGUUCCGCGUCCGUCUGGCGUGAAGGGCCAGUUCCGCGUGGUGGACUCGCGCAUGAAGAAGGACAUGCGAGGCCUGCAGCGCAAGGAGCAGCGAGAGCGCGGGGGCAAAGGCAGGGGGGGCAAGAGGGGGGGUCCAGCAGGCAGGGGGGGCAAGAGGGGGGGUCCAGCAGGCAGCGGCAGGGGGGGUCCAGCAGGCAGGGGCAGGGGUGGAAAGGGAGGGGGAAGGGGACGCAAGUAA
Molecule: messenger RNA, 2779 nt
Organism: Alosa sapidissima (American shad)
Lineage: Eukaryota; Metazoa; Chordata; Actinopteri; Clupeiformes; Clupeidae
Gene: ftsj3
Product: FtsJ RNA 2'-O-methyltransferase 3
Exons: 21
Coding region: 119-2779 (886 amino acids)
Biological process (GO): maturation of LSU-rRNA from tricistronic rRNA transcript (SSU-rRNA, 5.8S rRNA, LSU-rRNA); maturation of 5.8S rRNA from tricistronic rRNA transcript (SSU-rRNA, 5.8S rRNA, LSU-rRNA); rRNA methylation
Cellular component (GO): preribosome, large subunit precursor; nucleus; nucleolus
Molecular function (GO): rRNA (guanine) methyltransferase activity; rRNA (uridine-2'-O-ribose)-methyltransferase activity
Source: RefSeq, a predicted model, not a curated record